Octopus sinensis (East Asian common octopus) is the source of this 5064-nucleotide messenger RNA. Its product is annotated as RNA helicase Mov10l1. Gene Ontology annotation, molecular function: helicase activity. The transcript has 21 exons. Lineage: Eukaryota; Metazoa; Mollusca; Cephalopoda; Octopoda; Octopodidae. The record is from RefSeq and is a predicted model, not a curated record. The coding region runs from base 1320 to 3764 and encodes 814 amino acids.
AUGGAAGUAAGAGAGGAAAAGUUCAUAUUUAAGAAGGAGAGAAAAACCAAAAGCAGAAUUAAUUCUUUAUAAAGACAGAAUAAGGGGGAAAAGAGGGAAAUUGAAAGGAAAAUGAAUAUGAGAAACACAAUUUUAAUAUGACACCGGUUGAUAAUUUAUAAAAAAAAAAAAAAACGUGGAUGAUAAAUUAAAGAUGAUGUAAGAAAGAAGUUGGGGUGCUGUAAUGUAAUAAAACAGAAAGAGAAGAUAAGUAUGAAAGUAUUUAUUAAAUAAGGAGAAGAAAAAAGUUCAAGGGAGGAAAUUCUGACAUUAAACGGAAGUAUAAACUGAAGGGAAAUAAAUACAAAUAGCAGCGAAAUGAUGUAAAGCGAAAGUUUAACCUCGACGAAUAAUAUACAUCUUCAUGCUGAGAAUUAUAUAGUCUACAGAAUGUUUAAUGCCUUAACAAAGUUUGCCAAUUUCCUGUGGAAAGAGGAUGUUCCUCGACGCCAGUCCUUCAGCAGUUCUGUUGAUGGUGUAGUAGUACGCUCCAUAGCUGGGAGAGGACCAAAUCUUGUGAGGAGAAUACUCGUACCUUUACUGGCUACAUCACUAACCUAUUUGGAAAUCAUGGCUUGAUAGAUGGUGAUGUGUAUUUCUCAUACAAUGUUGUUGUUGGAAGCCAACGGCCACAAGUGGGUAACGAAGUAUCUGUUAUAGCCAGUCGCCAACAUCGUGAAGGUGGGUGGUAUGCUGACCAAGUGAGUAUAUUGAAACAGUGGACUGAAGAAAAUGAUUCAGAUCAUUCUGAUGAUUGUGUUGAAUCUGAAUCUGUUUCUAACGGACUCUUGAAAGAGUUAGCACCUGGCGUGGGCACAAUUACACAGUGCCAUCUUGGUGAAGGAUUAAUUAAUGAGGAUAUACCCUUUAAAAUAGAGAACUGUAUCAAGGGUUACAUACCUGAAGUGGGCGAUUGGGUGACUGUUGAUCUGCGUGAAAACAAUAGUGAGGUGGUUGCAUUUGAUGUGCAGCCACUUCGACAACAACAAUUCACUAGUGAAGUCAGUGUUGUCCUUCGGGAUCAUGGUUACAUCAAGAAAGAUAUCUUCUUUUAUGUCAAAGCUUGUGCUGACGGAUAUAAGCCACAGUGUAAAGAUCAAGUCUGCUGUACAGCCAUUGAAAGUAAACAAGGAAAAUGUAAUUGGAGAGCCAUUUCAGUGUCUCGUCUGCCACGGUCUCCACACAACCAAAUUGAGAUUACCCCACACAGCAACUACCUUGGUGAUCUACUAAAAGACAAAGAAGGGAUCAUCAUUAGUGGAAUUUCUGAUUUUGGUAAGAUGUCUAAAGAGGAGAGCAAGGUUAUAACUUUGUGGAUUCGGAACAAUGGAAACCAUCCACAGACACUGCUUGAAAUUCAGCUACCUACUGAGGAAAGUCAGUUCCAUGUGGACCGUUUGAAGGUGGUGAAAGAAAUGAUGGCCAGCUCUAAAUCAGUUUCAAGUUCCAGAGAAGUGAAAGGCCAGCUGGUUCUUCAGCCUAAAAUGGCAGCUUAUGUGAAUAUAUCCUGCACCACCAAAUAUAUUGGAAACCAUAAGGUCUUACUAGUUUUCAAGUUCGACAAGUUUAGAAUUGGGCGACAUCUUACAGUGACUGUAAUUGAUCCAUACCAAAAUUACAUGCCCCAACAGUCGCAACCUAUGCAGGGAUCACAGCAAAGUAAAACCCCUUUCACUCGGUACAGAGAGUCGAUGGACGACAGUUGGGUUGUUCCUGGGGAGAAAAUGACAAGGUAUCCAAAGCUGCAAUUACCAAAAAGACUUGGCCAAUAUCGUGUUCCACAAGAAAUACGAAAUCCUGUUAUUAAUUCUGAUGAGCUAAGAGAAGUUUUUCCCAUCCUAGAAGAAACACUCUGCUAUGAGAAUUAUGAAUCCAAGUUCUCCUUACUGCUUUAUCUGGAGGAGAUCCAGUUAGAUAUUGAUAUCAGAGCAUUUGACUUAGAACAGGUAUGUCUGAAUAUUGUUGGAGAGUACCUAUCUUUGAAGGUUCCAGGUUUAGCAGAAGGCAGACCAUCAGUGCUUGUUGGCGACAGGGUCUAUCUGUCAACCCCUGGUGCAGAAGGAGGUCCUAUAUUUGAAGGAAUUGUUCACGAGGUGCACAGUGAUGAAGUAUACCUAAAGUUUAAUGCCGAGUUCCACAGUAAAUAUCUUGGGGAAGAUUAUGAUGUCCGGUUCACAUUCAACAGGACUCCUUUAAGACGAUUUCACCAAGCUGCUGAGUAUGCCCCUAAUCUUGGAAGAAAUGUGCUGUUUCCUACAACUGUUGAAAAUCAACCACCACUGUACAAUCCAUCAUCAGACCAAGCUACUGAGUCAAGUUAUUUGACCCCAACCAAAUCAGCUUCUCGAGUGGAUAUUUCUUCUCAACUCACUCUGCAGUUUUUUAACAGACAACUCAAUGACAGGCAAAUGUCUGCGGUCAAACGGAUUCUUCUUGGCCAGUGUCGCCCGAUGCCUUAUAUUUUGUUUGGACCACCAGGUACUGGGAAGACAAUAACUCUUGUUGAAACUAUCCUUCAAAUCUUAACCAAACUUCCUGGCAGUCGUAUUCUGGCUUGUGCACCAUCCAAUAGUGCUGCUGACCUCCUGGCUGAAAGGCUUCACAAAAGUGGUGUUUUGAAGUUAACUGACAUGGUACGGCUGAAUGCUUUCCAGAGGAAUGAAGAUAAUAUACCAGAUAAAAUUCGGCCAUAUUGUUCUUCUGGAAACAAUCUUGAUAUUGUUGUACAUUAUCGAAUUAUUAUCUCUACUUGUGUGAAUUCUGGCAUUUUGUAUACUUAUGGAUUAAAGCCUGGUCAUUUUACUCAUGUUUUUAUUGAUGAGGCUGGACAAGCAACAGAACCAGAAUGUUUAAUACCAGUUGGACUUGUAGCUGGAACAGAUGGACAGACUAUUCUUUCUGGAGAUCCAGAGCAACUUGGUCCUAUCCUGCAUUCUCCUCAUGCCAAAUCUCAUGGUUUAGAACUUUCCUUUUUAGAAAGACUCAUGGGACUAGAACUUUAUUCCAGAGAUGAAACCAAAUUUGUCACUUCUGGAUACUUUGAUCCAAUGUUGGUGACGAAGCUUAUAUACAACUAUCGUUCCCAUCCUGCUUUGCUGCAGCUACCAUCAGUUCUAUUCUAUGCCAAUGAACUGGAGGUGAAAGCAGAGAAAACACUUACCCACAGCCUCUGUGGAUGGAAGUCGUUACCCAACAAGACGGUGCCAAUACUUUUUCAUGGAAUUCGGGGUGAAGAUCUGAGGGAAGGCAACUGUCCUUCAUGGUUUAAUCCUUUUGAGACUGUACAAGUAGUGAGAUAUUUGCAGGGCCUUUUAGCUGAUUACAGCUCUUAUUUGGUUGAAGAAGAUAUUGGUAUUAUUACUCCUUAUAGAAAACAGGUAGAGAAGAUUCGUAUGUUAUUGUCCCACCUUGGCCGAGAUGUUGUAAAAGUUGGUUCUGUUGAAGAGUUCCAAGGCCAAGAAAGGAAGGCAAUAAUAGUUUCAGCAGUUCGUACCAAUGAAGAACUAAUGAACUUUGAUCAGCGCCACAUUUUGGGUUUCCUUUGCAACCCCAAGCGUUUCAAUGUGUGCAUAACCCGUGCUCAAGCACUGCUCAUAAUUGUAGGCAACCCCUAUGUCUUGAUGCAUGAUUUCUAUUGGUUAACAUUAUUGAAGUACUGUGUAGAGAAUGAUGCUUACGUUGGCUGUGAACUUCCCGAGAAAGUGACUGCCGCUUGUGAUUCUUGACAAUUUUUCCUCCCUCCUGUUCGUCAACCUCAGAAACUUUCUUUGUUGCACACAUACAUACAGAAAUGCAUAAAUAUACACAACAAAACCUUGUGAAGUAAUAGAGUGUUUCUAAAACAGCUGGAAUGAAAUGCACUGGUCUGUGAUAAUACAUAAACACUUGUACACAAACAGUAAAUAGAAGAUUGAUUUUAUUUAUAAGUAACCAGUGAGCCGACACCCUAGUUGCUCCUGAGUCCCCCCCCCCCCUAAAUCUGCCUUCUUGCUCACUUGAAACAAAUGACUAUUUUCUACAACUGGUUUAGCACACAAUUCCAUCUCCAUAUUUUCACACCCUCCAUUUCUCAUUUCUCCUGAAUCAAUAAACAUCUUGUUAGUGAAAACUCUGAAACUGAUGCUAAGUUUAUAUUAUGAUUUUUAUGGGGUAUGAUUUGGGUAGAGACCUCUGAUGCAUCAGACCUCUCUGCCUAAAGCACCUUAGAGAAUUUUGUUUUGUAAUUUUGUCCAUUUUUGUUUUGGGUUUAAAUCUUUUUUUUAGUUUGUUUUGCAUUUCAUCCUAGAGAGAUUGAUACCAGAAGCUCAUACUGGAUAUGUUGAGGCCUGAUCAAUUAAUUGUACACUGUGCCUCCAAAAGCUGGUCAUCCUGAGCUUAAUCAAUUGAAAUUAUUAUCUUAAUUGUUAUUAACAGAAUAGAUAACAUUAAUAUCCUAGAGUUAACUCAGUCAACUUUUCAACACACCUACAAAUUUUUGGCCCUUUGCCAAUAUGUAAAGUUAUUAUUGUGUGGUGUGUGUAGUAGAACAGAUAGAAGAUGAAUGAAUGGCUGCUAAUGUUCUGUUGGAACAGUAUGAACAAUGCACCCAAUUUCUUUCCCCAUAGGGUUUCAUAGUCAUGUUCUCAUUUAUGAUAUCAUCACCACCUACAUUAGUAUGACAAGUACCCUAACACAAGAAGCAACUACCUGGUGUAGUUUCUGUGAACUUGCUUCAGCUCCUAAUUAAAAUUGAUUUCUUAUUACCAUUAUUGCUCAUGACUAAAGCAUGAACCUUACAUUUCAUUCACUACACUAUAAUUUUUUUCUCUUUUUCAUCUUCUUUGACUUCAAAUUCAGAUCUUGUAGCUGACUCCACCUUUUAUAUUUUUCUGGGAUUGAUAAAAUAAAUACCAUUGGUAAACUGAUUUUAAUUCAGAUGAUUACAAUUUUCCAGUGUAAAAGUCCUCACUUAGAUUAAUGAAAAUAAAGAGGAACUAAAGGUAUUCAUGAAUUGAACUGAUAGAUUACUUACUCCCUUAUAUAUAU